GGCAAAUAAAUUGUUCUAUGGCCGCCCCCGCCGUCUUGCGUCCACCCCAGUCAUCAAACCCAUCACUAAACGCUCGGACCGUUUACCAUCCCCGCGGGCAUUGAAACUUUGAUAAAAGCUUGGUCCUCGCUUCGAUCGAGCUUCCGAAUUGCGCGUAGCUCGCUGCGCGCCGCCAAUAGCAAAGCUCUGCCCGGCACCUCAAUGUUUACAGACUUAAUCGGUUUAUUGCCGUAUUUUAUUGUUUUAUCGACGCUUCGACGAUGCCGUCGACGCCUCUAAACAUCCACUAGUCGUUCCGAUGAUGCGUAAACACCGUAACGGGCCAUAAUGUUUAGGUCCAUCGUGCUGGUGCUGGUGGCGGUUACGAUUUUGGCGGCGGUCGCCAGCGGUAAAGACCAAUGCAAACGAACUGAGUUCAAAUGCCAUGAUGGACAAUGCAUUGCUGGGAAUCGACAGUGCAACGGGUUCCAGGACUGUGCGGACGGAAGUGACGAGAUCCCGGGAUGUACGCCUUGUAAUACGACCUACUUCGGUGAAAUUGGCCGAACCUACGAACUGGAAGUGAAAAGGCCUACCGAAAAUCAGAUGCCCUUUUUAUGUUAUCUCAAUUUCACGGCCGGUGGAGGCAUACUUGGUGAACUCGUGCAGCUAAGUUUUGAGUCCUUCGCUGUGGGAACUUUUGAAUCGUUUACCACUGAAGGAUGUCCCGACGGAUUUAUAUCAAUUAAAGAAGGAAAUCGGCCAACUUCAGGUGGAAAAUGGUGUGGAAGUGCUUGGGGUUACACAGUAUACUACAGUGAAACUCCUAGUGUCAAUCUGACUUUACAACUCAACCGAUUUCCUCAACAGCAGAGUUCAGGAUACUCCUUCGAGUUCAAACUAUCGUACAAAUUUCUUAAGCUAAGUGACGCGCGUAUUCGUUAUGGCAACGCAACACAGCGUUCCUAUCGUGGCAAACUGAGCACAGGGACGUAUUGCGACCGUUUAUUAGAAGGCUGUUCACGUCGCCCUUGUCGCAUCCAAUCUCCUAAUUAUCCAGGGAUUUACCCUAGAAAUGUCAGUUGUCAUUACCGAGUCAGGGAACGCAACGUUCCAAAUGGAAAACAUGCUCUUAUCGCAGUCAGACAAGCGAAUUUUCACUACAAGGAGCAUUUGCCCAAGUUCGAUAACAGCGACAGAGUUUUGCGAAUAUGGGAUCAGUGUAACAUGAUGCAAGACUAUGUUGAGAUUUUGGACGGGUGGGGACCAUCAGCUACAACACUAGCACACUUAUGUAGCGGUGAAACUGUGCCGGAAAUUAUCAGCAGCGGCCCGGAACUUCUAGUCAAGUUUCAUACUUCACCCUUCGGAAAUCCCUUCCACCCACUACCGUUGUCGUAUUUACCGGGAUUCGAACUGGAGAUUGAAGUUUUCUAUGUAAACAAAGAGUCUCCUACCUACAUUGAACAUGGGAAAAAAUGUGAAUUCCUCGUCACAACAUUUGACAAUACUUCUGGCCUUCUUGAAAGUCCUCUACACUCCCUUCCUCCGAACACAACUUGCCAUUAUCACUUUCGAGGACACCCUAAAGAAAUAAUUUGGAUUAGCUUCAUCAAGUACCAUGUGACCAAUGAACGUCUGACAGACUUUAACACGGGCGAAUGCGAUGUUCAGCUUCAGAUUUGGGAUGGCGACAUUAAAUCUGUUAAUACAGUUCCACUGAUAGGGCAAUUUUGCAAAGACGAUAAACCAAAGCUUUGCGAUCACUCCCUUCUCAAAAACUCUUCAAGACUCACACGACCUUGUGGUUUAAGUGAAAGCUACGUGUCGUCAGGCUCCGACUUAACAAUUGCUCAUUCAAUUAGAUAUGGAAGCGUGUUAUAUCCCGUGAGUUUUGUUUUGAGAUAUGAGUUUGUAGAUUUAACGCAAGAGGGCAUCCAAAUUUCGAGAAAUCCUUGUGACCGAAUGUUUAAAGAAACUUCAGGAAGGUUAUUUUCGCCAAAAAUUACUUUCUUGUUUGGAAGAGGAGGACAGAAAGACUUGACGUGCACCUACCACUUUGAAUCAGACGAGCAGCAAAGGCUAAAAAUUACAUUUUUAAAAGCAAGUUUCGGAGAUAAGGAAUGUGGAUCAGUUUACAACCCAGAAAUAGGGAGAUGGGUAUGUGAAGUAAAAUCUUUUGGGAAUGGCUUCGCUAAUUUGAAAAUAUACGAAUAUCCGUGGACAGGAGUGGAAAUCUUGAGAGACUGUCUUUGCAGUAAUUUCAGUGAAACUUUAACUCUUGUGACGAAAACUGCGAGAAAAGUUGUUAUAAAAUUUUCGGUUACUGGUAUGAAAAUUACUGAUGAUUAUAAGAAUUACUUUUUUGAGGCAAAUUAUGAAUUUAUUCCCAGUCAUGUAGAAGGAAACUGUUUGAAUCCUUGGAAAAGUCGAAGACUUAAAGGCUCUAGUGGCGAGAUUUCAGUGCGAAACAAUGCACAAACUUUAAAACAGAAUGAGCACAGUUACCAACAAAACCAAUCAAAUGCUUACUGUUUACAUCAACCGUGGCUUAUUGAACCUGAAGACUCUCUUAGUAAUUUUAUUUACUUAAAAAUCAAAGGUGUUAACAAGAGGGAUUCUAGGUUAUGUCCAAGUAAAAAUCGAAUUCUUGUGUAUCCAGCAGGAAAAACCGAGGAUGUCCGAAUUAUUUGUCCUUACUAUGAAAGCAUAGACGAUGUAGUUGAGAUGUUCUCAGAGGGAUGGAAUCUCUUCUCAUACCGAAAAAUCCAAAAUAAGAACUCUAGAAGUUUCAUUAUUGAAUUCCUACAAAGAGAAGUAGGAAAUUUUGCAGUGACGUGGAUGGAAGUGUCAAAAAAUCCGGCGUUGACUUUACCAAGCACUCUACUAAUGAUCAAUCCUCCGGACUGUCCUCACAGUUGUCCGGAGCUAGGAGCUUGCAUCAGCUCAGAUCUCUGGUGUGACGGCUUACGCCAUUGUCCUUCAGGUAACGACGAACAAGAGUCCAAUUGUUCGAUUCACGCUGGAUUUCCUAUAUCAUAUCUGAAUUCUGUGGCCCUGUGUGCUAUAGCUCUAGUAGUGAUAACUACUGUUAUUAUUGUAAGUUUCUAUUUCUUCAAACAUUGGAGACGUGAACAAAAGAAUGUUAUUGUAUCAGUAACUGAACAUACUUUCCUAGAAUUUAAGAGUGGUUUGUGUUAAAUGGGAAGAGUUAAUACUUCAUCGACUGACAAUAUAUCUGUUGUAAUAAAUGUAAUAUAAAGUUUUUAUGGUGAAUAAAAUCGAUAAACUUGA
Zophobas morio is the source of this 3273-nucleotide messenger RNA. RefSeq lists its product as uncharacterized. The record is from RefSeq and is a predicted model, not a curated record. The transcript has 8 exons. Bases 328 to 3180 code for a protein of 950 amino acids. NCBI's taxonomy places the organism in Eukaryota, Metazoa, Arthropoda, Insecta, Coleoptera, Tenebrionidae. Gene Ontology annotation, cellular component: plasma membrane. Gene Ontology annotation, molecular function: protein binding.